Messenger RNA from Aspergillus pseudotamarii, 539 nucleotides. RefSeq names its product serine palmitoyltransferase small subunit family protein. The coding region runs from base 140 to 502 and encodes 120 amino acids. The transcript has 2 exons. The record is from RefSeq and is a predicted model, not a curated record. Lineage: Eukaryota; Fungi; Ascomycota; Eurotiomycetes; Eurotiales; Aspergillaceae.
UCAGGGGCAAAUUCGACCAAGAAGCGUCCUCUGCCACUCGGCCCAUAAACUUCAACUUUUCUGAAGUGACAUCUUUUUUUUUUUUUUCAACUCCCCGCUCGAUCCCUCUGUCGCAGACAGCAAACAUUGCAUUGCGAUCAUGACAUUCUUACUUUGGAUCCCUGCCUCUUUCGCCCGUUGGAUUCGGUUGAAGAUAUAUCAGUAUGAGGUGACUUUUGCUGUAUAUAUGCUCACCCCAACCGAAAAGUUCAUUUUUAACUCCCUCCUUCUUACCCUGAUCUCAAUGAUCAUCACCGCUAUCUAUGUCUACCUCCCCGACCACAUCAGAUCCAUCUACGGCCACCUCUACUAUUACUGGGCUGGUGAACGUCCCUUCAUAUCCUCCGCCUUGCCAUCGAUCAGCUCGGUAUUCCGUGAGACCGGCACCCAAACGCUAGAGGUCAUGUAUGAGACAGCAAAAAAUAAUGCUGCUGCUGCCACCGAUACAAUCCGCGAAUUAUAAGUUUCUUCUACUGGCAAUGGCGGGCGACCCUUUCCUU